AUGGGCGGCGGCAGCCUGGCCAUCGUGGAGAAGAAGCCGCCGCUGAACGCCGGGGGGUGCGCGGGCGGGGUGCUCUUCCACCUGCUCGACUGGCACCGCCGCCUCGCCCGCAAGCGCCGCCUCUUCUCCCCGCGCCGCCUCCUCCCCUCCGCCGCCCGCUCCUCAAACUCCUCCUCCACCCGCAGGCUCCUCCCGGCCCCGCCGCCGUCCCCCGCCCCGCCACCCCCGCCUCGCCCCAAGUUGGGAAUGGCCGCUGGGUCUGACUCCCCCGCCGCCGCCCCUCCCGGCGUCGUCGCACGGCUCAUGGGCCUCGAGUCCUGGCCCGCCGACGCCCCCCUCACCACCACCCCUCCGCCCAGGCCGCAGAAGCAGCGCAAGGUGGACGCGGCGGCGGUGCAAGAAGACGCCGUGUCGUCGGUGGUGGUGAUGCUGAGCCGGCGCCCGUCCGCGCACGCGCACGCGCGGAGCCACCACAGCGCCGACCUGCCGGCGCGGAGCCCGAGGCGGGCGCGCCUCGUGCACGCCGCCGCGGCCAGGCUGCUGGACCCGGGCUCCUCCAGGGGCAGGCUCGCGUGCGCGUACGCCUGCUCCUCGCCGCAGCACCGCGGCCACGCCGGCGGCACGCUCCAGGACUUCCUGUCCCGGUCCGACAGCCUGGCCGCUCCUCCAGCGGACGCGGAGCCGGACAGCGCCGUCGGGUCUUCGUCCCGGUGGCAGCGGAUGCAGCGCUCCGUUGAGACCGCCAUGGCAGGCGAUGCUGGUGCUGGGUUGGUGAUGAGUGGUAGUGAUACGAUUGUAGUGCCAAGAACAGAUUUUGGUGAUGCAGACAUGAGUAGAGACAGCACUCCUGAUGUGGACGGCAUGCGAAAGGAUAACAGAGCAAGAACUGGGGGAAUGGGCAGCUGUGCCGGGGUCAGAUCGAGCAGUGCCGGCGCUGGAUUGAGAACUGGAGAACAAAGGCUGCUGCGAAAGAGGGGAACCUUCUCUAGGCCGGAUGUUCCGAGGAGCAUCGCGUCUGGGAACUUGGCUAGUGCAACGCGUUCGAUCGGCAAUGCUCCUGAACUGGCACCUGGUGGUAGUAGCAGCAGGAGGGCAGCAUGCAAUUCCGGUCCAAGCAGGGAACCGAUGAGUUCAAUCACUUCGCAAAGAAGCACUCGCAGAGACGGGAUCGAUCGGAGCGGGCUGGCGUCCACGAGCAGGAAUGUAAGCAAUGCGUCUGGGCCGAGAAGAGGAUCACGCAAGAAGAUCGACCAUGGUACGAGAUUCAGUAGUAACAGAGAUGACCGUAAUGCAGCUGCAUUUGCCUCUAGCUCAUCCAUGAGACCGGCGUCCAGGGCUUCGUCACUCGGCCAAGUUUCAGAGAAGAGAGGGUUCCGAAGCACGCAAUCUGAUACCAGUUGUACAAGAAUGCCAGUAGUGGAUGCCAAAUGUUUGGAAAUUGAAUAUCGUUGUGCGGGCGCUACAUCUGAGAAAGAGGAGUUUAGCAGGUUGUUGAAAGCGAAAAUCGAUGAGCUUGGCCUGUCUGAUAAGGUUGCACCAAGUGACGCUCAUUCAGCAAACUUGACCGUGUCAUUGCUCCAGGAGCUCAUCGCUGCCCUUACUGAUGACACAAACACCUCGGCCUCUCAAUGCACCUCUCAAUGCAGUAACUAUUCCGAUUCAUCAGCUCCUCUGAAUAAUGCUGACACCGUAUGCAAUUCCAAUGAUCAAUCGCUUGGAUUUCACAAGUGUUAUCAGUUCCAGGGUGACCGAGAGGCUGAUUUUUCCGUUACAUGCACAAAUGAUGAGCCCAAUCAGCCAAGUCCAACAUCAGUCCUCGAAGCAUGCUUUUCAAAUGAUGCUUCCUCCUUAGGCAGUCCAGUUGAAAAGAAUGAAGGUAAAGAAUUUUUUGUUUCAAUGGAGAACAAGAUGGAAGACCUCUUCAAUUUGGACUCUGACAUGGUAGAGUUGGCCAUGUCCAUUGACACAACAAAGACUGAUGCUCAUGGCCGUGAAGAAAUUCCACAUGUUCAGAGUUUUGCGGCGCAUGACUUCAACUUCUUAGAAGGGAGGCUCCACAGCAUUGGAGAGGCUGUUGCAAACGCUGAACUGCUUCUGGACAGUAGCCUUUUCUGCGGCAUGCCAUCAAGUCUAUCACUCCAUUCUUUCAUUGUCGAAAUGCUGGAAACUGUCGAGGGUUGCUUCUGCGACGGAUCGGAGAGCCUAGGUUUCGAGGAAGAGAACAAGUACCAGCGCACCAACUUCCUGUUCGACUGCAUCGUCGAGUCGCUGGAUUCAAGGUUCCGCAACUUCGGCAAAUGCGGGUACAAGGCGUGGCUGAGGCUCCCUCUCACUCUGAGCAAGGACAUGCUGAAGAGGGAGGUGUCCGAGGAGAUCAGCACAUGGAUGGACCCUGUCGACGAGGUUCCUUCAAACCGAGCAGCGGAGAAAGAGCUGGACCAAGUGGCUACUGCCAGCCAGGACGCAUGCAAGGUGGAAGCGUUCAAUAUCAGCGUCGCGAUCGAGAAUGACAUACUUGAGGCCCUUGUCGGUGAGUUUGCAUCUGACCAAUGCUGAAGGGGAUCUUUCUGGUUGACGUGAUCACGUAUAAGUAACACUCUGCAGAUAUGUACCAUAUUUCUCCGCAAGGAAAAUUUGUACAGUCAUGUAAGAUCGAAACGGCCUCGUGUUAUUUCACUUUUUGUACUCUCUAACUGAAACGUGCUCCUACUGAAAGUGUAUGCACUG
Molecule: messenger RNA, 2727 nt
Organism: Lolium rigidum
Lineage: Eukaryota; Viridiplantae; Streptophyta; Magnoliopsida; Poales; Poaceae
Exons: 5
Coding region: 1-2556 (851 amino acids)
Source: RefSeq, a predicted model, not a curated record